Penicillium nucicola is the source of this 2619-nucleotide messenger RNA. RefSeq lists its product as uncharacterized. The transcript is spliced from 3 exons. Gene Ontology annotation, molecular function: RNA polymerase II cis-regulatory region sequence-specific DNA binding; zinc ion binding; DNA-binding transcription factor activity, RNA polymerase II-specific. NCBI's taxonomy places the organism in Eukaryota, Fungi, Ascomycota, Eurotiomycetes, Eurotiales, Aspergillaceae. Gene Ontology annotation, biological process: DNA-templated transcription; regulation of transcription by RNA polymerase II. The record is from RefSeq and is a predicted model, not a curated record. Gene Ontology annotation, cellular component: chromatin. The coding region runs from base 1 to 2619 and encodes 872 amino acids.
AUGGAGGACGAGAAAUCCAAGAAAAAGAAAGGUGCUGCUCACCGGAAGUCUCUGUCGUGUGAAUAUUGCAGUCGGUCCUUUGCUCGCUUGGAGCAUCUCCAACGCCAUCUCCGCACCCAUACAAAGGAGAAACCCUUCUCAUGUGACAUUUGCUCCAAGUCUUUUGCUCGGAGUGAUCUUCUAGUGCGACAUGAGCGAUUAGUCCACCCUGCCGAGUCUGCGGCUAGUCGAGAGCAUCGAACGAAUGGCACCGAGCCCAAUCAUGAAAUACCAAUUCAAAACAACAUCAUCCAACCGGCCCACCAUGAGUCGCGCAUGCUAGAACUGGCAGACGCUAUUCCGGUACACACUCAAAUACCUCCGCCUCCGCCACCCGAAGUACAAGUCCAGCCUCCUCCGAUUAUAGAUACACCUCACUUCAAUCCCUCUUGGGGAUAUGAUUUGAAUCUCCUGUCCCAUGCUGCAAGUCAUGUUGCCUUGGAAGGUCAACAGGAGAGCUUGGAGUCUAUCAGAAAAUCUUCACAAUCGAUCCCAACCUCACAACCACUUCCCCACGUUCAGGAAAGAACAAUCAAUGAUAAUUAUGGCGUAGAGCCCUCUAUUCUCGAUCUUACAGAUCUUGGGGAUCCUGUGCAGGAUUUCACGGUUUUCCUGGAAAGUGUGGGUCUGUCGUCCGAUUGGGACUCGGGCGUAUUCUCGUCCGUCGAGGAACCCAUGAUGCCGCCAAGCAUGACAAUUGAUUCCAAACCGCCUCGUGAUACCAUGUCAUCACGACUGGGUGAACAUCUCAUGAAUGAUUCCCGAGUCGAUGAUCAACCGUCGUUCUCAAAUUUCGGAUCGCGGCUACCUUCAUUGCAACCGGAAUCCCACGAAAUGGAUGACCGUAUCGGUCUUGCUGAUGAUAGCACUCGACCUGCAUGGGAUAUCUCUAACUCGGACCGCCAGGCAUUUAUUACGAAACUUGAGGAAUUCUCAUAUGUCCUGCCCAAAGGGUUUGUUCCGCCGUCACGCCAUGCCCUAUCCCGAUUCUUCGCUGGAUAUAUCAACGGACUCAACGAGCAUCUUCCAUUCUUACAUGUCCCGACACUUUCCGUUGCCAAGUCAUCUCCGGAGCUUACCCUGGCGCUAGCAGCUGCCGGCUCCCAUUACCGAUUUGAAAACAGUCGAGGCAUUGAUUUGUUUCAUGCAGCGAAGGCAAUUCUGUUAGAGCGACUUCGGCGACGAGACAGUAAACAAGUACCCCAACCGACAUGGAAUUAUAUUUCACCACCCUCUGGGUUUGCCAAUUCCCGCGGAUCAUCCAUGAUUUCAAAUACGGCGAGCAGUCCGUUUCAACAUCAUCAACAAAUGUCAAAUGUCCCAAUGAAUCCAUCGAUCUACACACUGGAUGACUCGGAUGCUCAUAUGGAGGUGAUUCGAACAUUUUUACUUCUAACUGUAUUCGCCUCAUGGGAACGACACCCAGAACUUUUGCGGGAAAUUCUCUCACUUCAAAGUACUUUGGCCAGACUUGUUCGCGAGCAUGGCUUGUCUGAGCCUGCUCCUACCCCAGAUCCUAUCAGCUGGGAAGAGUGGGUCCGAAGAGAAGGUAACAGACGCACGAAGCUCAUCGUGUAUUGUUUCUUUAAUCUUCACUCGAUCAUGUACAACAUUCCUCCUCUUAUUCUAAACGGGGAGUUGAAAUUGAACAUGCCGUGCUCCCAUGAUCUUUGGAAAGCAACCAAUGCUCCUCAGUGGCGCCGUGUUCAUCGCACCAGACAGGGCUCGGAUGUCCCCUUCCAGGAGGCUUUUGCCAGACUCUUUUUCAAAUCCUCUCAUGCAGUCCCGUCGGCACCUAUAUCUCCUCUCGGGAAUUACAUCCUUAUCCAUGCCAUCAUUCAGCAAAUUUUCUUUGCUCGACAGCUGUGCCUCUCGGCGCCUCACAUGCAGGGUACCAGUCUAAGGCAGGACGAUCUGAAUGUUCUGGAUAACUCAUUGAGCGCAUGGAAGGCUCUAUGGAAGCGCACACCCGAAUCUAGUAUCGAUCCCCAAAAUCCUGCUGGUCCGAUCGCAUUUACUUCCACCGCUCUGCUCGGGCUCGCUUAUAUCCGUCUCCACGUUGAUUUGGGUCCCUGCCGUCAUCUCAUCACUCAAGAUCCUGCUCAAAUUGCAGGAGCUCUCAUCGAGUCGCCUGCAAUCGCACGUAGCCCACGGUUAAUAAUGGCAUUGCUCCAUUCGGCUCAUGCUCUUUCGAUCCCAGUCCGUCUAGGGAUUGACUUUGUGGCCAGAACCCAUUCCUUCUUCUGGAGUAUCCAGCACUCUCUUUGCAGUUUGGAAUGCGCAUUCCUACUCAGUCGCUGGCUACUUUCCAUUCCGGCCUCACAGCCAGAGCAGAGGCUGUCGGAGCAUGAGCGUAAACUCCUCCUGUGGAUCAAGAGCAUGAUGGAUGAAACCGAAAUGGCUGUUGAUCCUCUUGGGGCACCGGAUAUUGAGUUCAUGGCUAAUCCAUACAAGGUGCGCCAGCUUAGUGUUGCGAUUGUCCGUGUUUGGGCGCGGACUUUCAAGGGCAACACUAGUUGGGCAAUUGUUGAUUUAGUCGGGUCUAGCUUGGAUGCUUAUGCUGACCUGUUGGAAAGCUGA